This is a messenger RNA of Clunio marinus, 378 nucleotides long. Lineage: Eukaryota; Metazoa; Arthropoda; Insecta; Diptera; Chironomidae. The record is from the annotation of a GenBank genome assembly.
AUGUUAAGGUCUCCCCUGAGCCUUUUCUUUGUUUUUUUCCUCUCAUCCCAUUAUGACUUCAUAACAGAAUUGUCGAACGUCAGUCAAUUUAAUAUUCUUGAUAACGUUAGUAACAAGCAUCAGCAAAAAUCAUUUCGAUGCCCUGACGGACAUGAAAUCAUUCAUCUCCAUUACAUUGUUAAUCGUCAUGGUCGCGAUGCUACGCCUUACUUGGAACGCAAUCGUGUAGGAAGAGAUGCAAUUGAUUCGGCAGCUGCGCUUACUGAUAUGGGCAAAUAUUUGUUCCGUGAACGACGCUUGCCAGUUUAUGAUAUCGCUGUCGCUAUUACAAAUAAGUUGGAGCCGCAAAUUGAAUUGGACAGAAACCUAAGACGAUAA